Culex pipiens pallens (northern house mosquito) is the source of this 649-nucleotide messenger RNA. RefSeq lists its product as uncharacterized. NCBI's taxonomy places the organism in Eukaryota, Metazoa, Arthropoda, Insecta, Diptera, Culicidae. The transcript is spliced from 2 exons. The record is from RefSeq and is a predicted model, not a curated record. The coding region runs from base 38 to 361 and encodes 107 amino acids.
CGUACUGUUGCUUAGCUCUUAAGCUCGCGCUCUUAAAAUGGAUCGCCCCUGUUCGUUGACGCUGUUCUUGCUCGGCGUCACCGUCGUCAUUUUCGGCCUGCUUCCGGCAACCGGCGAUGCGUCCAUCUUCUACUCGGUCCAUACGUUGCCGGUUCCACGAUAUCGGUCCUACUUCGACUCGGUGGGUGAGCAAAGCAUCGGCCAGGGUCGCUUCGAAACGAGUGUGAUCAUCCAGGAGGACAUUCUGGUGAGGAAACGGUGCGAGUGCAUUCCCCGGUACCGGUGCCGAUCACCGCGGAACAUCAUCAACUUGAAAACUCGGGACUGCCACCAUCACGAGAAAGUGUGCUGCGAAUUUUGACGGCCAUGACGACGACGACGAUGCGGUCUGUGAACAGAGACGCAGCGUCGCGACGCUGCCCAUGUGUUCUUAAUCCAUCUCAAUUUGCCGUGGUUGCUGUGUGUACAAAGAUGCUGUAAACGACGCGUUAGAAACCGCAAAACUGACGACGAGUGAUCUUUAUCUUACUUUGCGCGCACCUGACCUAAAUGUGGAGCAAUUUUGGCGUGCAAAUUAUUCUGUUGCUGCUGCUGCUGAGUUGUAACUAAACAAAUCUACUUCUUUCAAAACAAAUCAGUUUGUAGCGCG